CGGUGCGCGGGGGCGCGGGAGGCGGCCGAUCGGAGGGUCCGCCCCGGGUCCGCCCCGCGAGGUGCGGGCUCCGCCUCCACGGCCUGCCGGUCGGGGAGUCCCGGAGCAGCUGCUUCCGGGCUCGGCGGCUGCCGGCGGCUCUAAGAGGCCGCGGGCCCGACGCGGGGCCCGGGAGGGGUCGCGGCGCAGACUGCCCCGACCCCGGCCCCCCCCACGCAGGCCUGCGCCUUGCUUCGACCCCCGGAAUCUCCGCGGACAUCUACGGCCUGACCUUGUGGGGUCCGCGUCUCCGCUGCGUUUUGAGGGCCGGUCGGGACGUUUUGUAGAAUCGGUGGCCCCCUAAAUCAGGGGACAGCGCUGCCGACCGGGCCUCACAAGACACCCAAACGAAGAAUUCUUAUUCCAGACCUCCCCCGGGACAGCGGAUCUGCACCCCGCCUGUUCUGGAGUGCCCGGCCCCGGGGCCACCCUCCUGCCUGCCUGCCUUCUUGAAUGGAGCACCGCCUCCUGAGUGUCUGGGGCACCUUGGGAAGUGGCCUUGGUGAGUGAGACUUGGGGUGCUGCCUGCUGGGACGAAACCUGGAAGGACACUGUGGGGUGACCCAGGCCUUGUCAGAUCCCCAGACACUUGGAAUCUUAUGUGUGGGAGAGCUGGGGGGUGAAUAAAUCUGGCAGGGGAUCCCCGUCUUACCCUGGGAACUGAAAAGGAAACGGCUGCCGGCCACUGUAGAACCAUCACUGUGGGAAGACACUUCGGAACCCAGGCGUCACCAAGUAGGCACCUGUUCAGUGCUGAACAGACUCUAGCUUUGCUGGAGACUCCUUCAGGAUCCCGGAGUCUAAGCUGUACCAGGAAGGGUCCCAGAGUCUGGGGGCUCUUAACACCCCAAAUAUGUUCCUGCGCCGGCUUGGUGGCUGGAUUCCUCGGCCCUGGGGUCGCCGGAAGCCAGCAAGACCUGAGCUGCUGACCCCCGAUCCCAGCCGGGUGGACAGCUCUCCUGAGAAUUCCGGGAGUGAGUGGGACAGUGCCCCAGAAAGCCUGGGAGAUGUGGGGCUUCCCAAGCCCAAGGACUCCGGGGCACGGAGGCGCCCAGGGGUGGCUUCAGAGCCAAGGAGGGAAUCCCAAGUUGAGCAGCUGGGGAGCAGAAGAAUGGAUUCCCGUCAGCGGGACAAGACUGUCUCUGGCACUCAAGAGCUUGGGAGACUAGAAGAGAAAGGAACCUCCAAACUCGGAUGGGAUCCUGUGGAUGCUGGUGACAUCAGGAGGCCUGGAGAGUCCCCUGAAGGAGGACUGAGCGGCCCUGAGCCUGAACCCCUUGUGGAGAAGCCUGGCCGGCGUCAGAAGCUGCUGGGCUGGCUGCGGGCGGGAGCUGGUGGCGGAGCCACUGCGGCCUCGCAGUACCUAGGGAGCCGCGAGGAGAGCUUGCAGAUCUCCACCAACCUCACCCUGCACUUGCUGGAACUGCUGGGCGCAGCCCUGCUGGCACUGUGCUCCCGGCCCCUGCGGGUGAUCUUGGAUGCCCUGGGCCUGCGAGGACCCCUGGGUCUCUGGUUGCACGGGCUGCUCUCCUUCCUGGCCGCCCUGCAUGGGCUCCACGCCGUGCUCAGCCUCCUUACUGAGCAUCCCCUGCACUUUGCGUGCCUCUUUGGUCUUCUCCAGGCCCUGGUGCUGGCUGUCAGCCUCCGGGAGCCCAGUGUGGAUGAAGAAGCCUCUGACUGGGAGGGUGAGAAGCUGGGAAGGGAGGGUGAGGAGCAGCUGGGGGACUCAGGGAAGGAACUGUGACUUGGGUUGGCGGGGGGGUGGGGUGUAUCCCAUGGUCCCUCCAUCAUGAAGUAGGGGCAAGGGUGAAGAUUGUGGCCUUUAGGACAAGAGUUGGGGGCAUGACCCAGACUGUAAGCACAGAGACCUCAGGGAUCAGGAAGAAACCCCAGUAUGGGGCCACCAGCUCCUGCUCCCCACAUAGGAGAGCACUGUUUAAGGUGUUGGUGGGGGUGGGGAAUCACUCUUCAGUUCACCAGCUGUUAGUACUUUUUGCUUUUACCUUUCUCCCACCUCUAGUUGUUGUUGUUUUUUUCCAUUUUCAUUUUUUCGGGGGUGGGGGGUUGGGGGCCACACCCAGCGGUGCUCGGGAGCUACUCCAGCUCUGUGCUCCCAGCACCCAGGAACGAUGUCAUGCUGGGGAUUGAAAUGGGGUCGGCUGCAUGCAAGGCAAGCACCUUAACCUCUGUAUUAUUUCUGGCUCUUCAACUUCACUUUUUAAAACCAAAAAAAAAAAAAGUGUGGCGAUGGAGGA
Sorex fumeus (smoky shrew) is the source of this 2294-nucleotide messenger RNA. RefSeq names its product chromosome unknown C6orf47 homolog (gene CUNH6orf47). The record is from RefSeq and is a predicted model, not a curated record. The coding region runs from base 893 to 1783 and encodes 296 amino acids. NCBI's taxonomy places the organism in Eukaryota, Metazoa, Chordata, Mammalia, Eulipotyphla, Soricidae. The transcript has a single exon.